CUCUACCAUGCGCUCCCUUCCAUGCCGCUUGGAGUCCUGCUGCUGUCUGCUUCUACUGUUCUCCUCAGGAGUCCAGGGGGCCCCAGGGGCUCCCAGUGCUGCCCCAGAGCAAGUCCAUCUGUCCUACCCAGGUGAGCCAGGCUCCAUGACUGUGACCUGGACCACAUGGGUCCCAGCCCGCUCUGAAGUGCAGUUUGGGUUGCAGCUGUCGGGGCCCCUGCCCCUCCGGGCCCAGGGCACCUUCAGCACCUUUGUGGAUGGGGGUGUUCUCCGGAGGAAGCUGUACAUGCACCGUGUCACGCUGCGGGGGCUGCUGCCCGGGGCUGAGUAUGUUUACCGCUGUGGCAGUGCCCAGGGCUGGAGCCGUCGUUUCCGCUUCAGGGCCCUGAAGAAUGGGGUGCACUGGAGCCCCCGCCUGGCUGUGUUUGGGGACCUGGGGGCUGACAACCCGAAGGCCCUGCCCCGGCUGCGCAGGGAGACCCAGCAGGGCAUGUACGACGCUGUUCUCCAUGUGGGAGAUUUUGCCUACGACAUGGAUCAGGACAAUGCCCGUGUCGGGGACAGGUUCAUGCGGCUCAUCGAGCCGGUGGCUGCCAGCCUGCCGUACAUGACGUGCCCCGGGAAUCACGAGGAACGCUACAACUUCUCUAACUACAAAGCUCGCUUCAGCAUGCCGGGGGACAAUGAAGGCCUGUGGUACAGCUGGGAUCUGGGUCCGGCCCACAUCAUCUCCUUCUCCACGGAGGUGUAUUUCUUUCUCCAUUACGGCCGCCACCUAGUAGAGAGGCAGUUUCGCUGGCUGGAGAGUGACCUCCAGAAAGCCAAUAAGAACCGGGUGGCUCGGCCCUGGAUCAUUACCAUGGGCCACCGGCCCAUGUACUGCUCCAACGCGGAUUUGGAUGACUGCAAGAGGCACGAGAGCAAGGUCCGCAAAGGCCUCCGAGGCAAGCAGUAUGGGUUGGAGGAUCUUUUCUACAAAUACGGAGUGGACCUGCAGCUGUGGGCGCACGAGCACUCGUACGAACGGCUGUGGCCAAUUUACAACUACCAGGUAUUUAACGGCAGCCUAGAGUUGCCCUACACCAACCCUCGUGGCCCUGUCCACAUCAUCACAGGAUCCGCGGGCUGUGAGGAGCUGCUCACUCCCUUUGCCGUCUUCCCGAGGCCCUGGAGCGCUGUUCGCGUGAAGGAGUACGGGUACACGCGGCUGCACAUCCUGAACGGGAGCCACAUGCACAUCCAGCAGGUGUCCGAUGACCAGGACGGGAAGAUUGUGGAUGACUUCUGGGUGGUGAGACCCCUGCUCGGCCGGAGGAUGUACCUGUAGGGCUGGGGGCAGCUGUCAUCAGGAACCCGGUGACCAGUCACUGCCCAGCCUGGAGGGGGAGUCAAGGCGGGUCCUGACUCUCCUGCCCUCUGGAGGCCCCACGUGGGGUGGAUGCAGCUCUGAUGGAGCCGGCGAAGCUCUCCCGCCUGGAGAGGUGGGAGUCCUGGCUGGCUGUGGAGGGAGGGCAGGUACGCAGGCCCAAAGUGACACAGGGGGGGUCCCUGGCAGCGCAGCCCUGCCCUCCUGCCUGGCACUGACCAGGCAGGGUGCCCACGGG
This is a messenger RNA of Lemur catta (Ring-tailed lemur), 1604 nucleotides long. It is a transcript of the gene ACP7, whose product is annotated as acid phosphatase 7, tartrate resistant (putative). Lineage: Eukaryota; Metazoa; Chordata; Mammalia; Primates; Lemuridae. The coding region runs from base 8 to 1327 and encodes 439 amino acids. Gene Ontology annotation, molecular function: acid phosphatase activity; metal ion binding. The record is from RefSeq and is a predicted model, not a curated record. The transcript is spliced from 12 exons.